Manis javanica (Malayan pangolin) is the source of this 3235-nucleotide messenger RNA. The record is from RefSeq and is a predicted model, not a curated record. NCBI's taxonomy places the organism in Eukaryota, Metazoa, Chordata, Mammalia, Pholidota, Manidae.
CUGUACCAGUGUACCCUGACCAGGAAUACCAUGCAGAGACUAAGGGGCUCUGCCCUGGGGUAGACACCUGCAACCCAAGUGACAGAAUCAGGCAGAUACAGGCUCCUGCAUGUCUCUCUCACCCAUCACUUGUGAUUUGGCUGAGCAACUCCUCAGUGGUGAGGUUUGUAGUAAUGUAGUAAGAACUCCAUUCUCACUGUGAAACCUGGGGUGGGGUCUCCCUCAGCCUGGAUUUUUCUUUGUGGCAAAGGUUUUGUCAGCCCCUCAUCAGGGCAGCAAGCUCUUGGGGAAAUGAGGCCAGCGAAAUAGCCAGCAACCUUAUGCAUCUACAGGGUGUCUGCCACCCUGCCCUCUGGUGUCAGUCUUCCAUCUGCCUGAGGUCAAAGUGACCUUUUCCUGCAGUACCUAACUCUCCCUGCCCCUGCUUCUCCUUCUGCUCCCCUGCAGCUCCCAGACAUUAGCCCCUUCUGCUUUCCACAACUCCACUCCACCAUUCGUGCCCCACCCCCAUAUUGGCCUCCAGCCUCGAGCUCUUUAUCCAUCCCUAAACCUCUGUUCUAACCUCCAGGCUUCCCUUCUCCAUCUUCCCUGAACCCCAACAUCCUUCCCAAAUCUCAUACAGGACAUAGGAGCCCUUGACCAGCCAGUGCCCAGGCCUCACCUGUCAUUCCUCUAGGAAUUUGCUGAGGUGGGAGAAUGAAAAAAGGGCCAUGAUCCUGAGCCGAAAACAGAAGGUGGACUGAGCAGAACAGACAGGAAGAGGCAGCUCAGGGACAGUGCAAGCAGGCUCCCUCCUUCCUGCUGUUGCUGCCGACACCGACGGUUGGGUCGUGGUUCAGUGAGCCCCUGUUGCACGGAACAAGGAAGGGGACCUCCAGGGAGCUCAGGACUGCUCGGCUUAGCUAACCCUGCACUAUCCCAAGAAUCCCCCUCCCAACGUCGGGGACAGAGCAGGUGCAGACGUUGCUGAGCCUCCUGAAUGAUGCCAGCCCAGUGUUUCCUAACCUCCAGCCUGGCCCUCCUGGUGCUGCUGGACACAGUCAGAGCAGGCCCUUUCUCUCAACGGUACAACGUGACACUCCCUGCCCCGCGGCCGCCUCCCCAGCCAGGGGGCCGGACAGCAGAGCCAAGAGGGGGAAGCCCUUCCUCUCAGCUUUAUGAGCACAACGUGGAAGGAGGGGAAAAGCAGGUGGUGUUCACCCACCGCAUUAACCUGCCCCCUUCAGCUGGCUGUGGCUGUCCACCCGGCACUGAGCCUCCCAUCCCCGCUUCAGAGGUGCAGGCCCUGAGAGUCCGCCUGGAGAUCCUGGAGGAGCUGGUGAAGGGGCUCAAGGAACAGUGCACAGGGGGAUGUUGUCCUGCUGCUGCACAGGCUGGCACAGGCCAGACAGACGUUCGCAGCCUCUGCAGUCUCCAUGGCGUAUUUGACCUGGGUCGCUGUGCCUGUUCCUGCGAGCCAGGCUGGGGUGGGCCCACCUGCUCGGACCCCACAGACGCCAGGGUAACCCCCUCCUCCCCACCCUCAGCCUCUGGGUCCUGCCCUGAUGACUGCAACGAUCAGGGUCGCUGUGUCCGUGGUCGUUGCGUGUGCUUCCCUGGCUACAGCGGCCCCAGCUGUGGCUGGCCCUCCUGCCCCAAGGACUGCCACGGCCGCGGACGCUGCGUGCAGGGCGUGUGCGUGUGCCGGACGGGCUUCUCAGGCGAGGACUGCAGCCUGCGCUCCUGCCCUCGAGGCUGCAGUCAGAGGGGGCGCUGCGAGGACGGCCUCUGUGUGUGCGAUCCCGGCUACACUGGCGAGGACUGUGGGAAGAAGGGCUGCCCUCGAAGUUGCAGCCAGAGGGGGCGCUGCGAGAAUGGGCGCUGUGUGUGCAACCCUGGCUACACUGGCGAAGACUGUGCUGUGAGGAGCUGCCCUCGGGGCUGCAGCCAGAAGGGGCGCUGCGAGGACGGGCGCUGCGUCUGUGACCCUGGCUACACUGGGGAGGACUGCGGUGCACGGACCUGCCCGUGGGACUGUGGCGAGGGCGGGCGUUGCGUGGACGGUCGUUGCGUGUGCUGGCCAGGGUACACGGGCGACGACUGCAGCACGCGGACCUGUCCGCGCGACUGCCGGGGUCGCGGGCGCUGCGAGGAUGGCGAAUGCAUCUGCGAUGCAGGCUACAGUGGUGACGACUGCGGCGUACGCAGCUGCCCCCUCGACUGCAACCAAAGGGGCCGCUGCGAGGACGGCCGCUGCGUGUGCUGGCCCGGGUACACUGGGCCUGACUGCGGCGCGCGUGCCUGCCCGCGUGACUGUCGAGGCCGCGGGCGCUGCGAGAACGGCGUGUGCGUGUGCAACGCGGGCUACAGUGGCGAGGAUUGCGGCGUGCGCAGCUGUCCUGGGGACUGUCGCGGCCGCGGCCGUUGCGAGAAUGGCCGCUGCGUGUGUUGGCCUGGUUAUACAGGCCGGGACUGCAGCACGCGUGCCUGCCCUGGCGACUGUCGUGGGCGCGGGCGCUGUGUGGACGGCCGCUGCGUGUGCAAUCCAGGCUUCACGGGCGAUGACUGCGGGAGUCGUUGGUGCCCCGGCGACUGCCGCGGCCAAGGCCGCUGUGAGGAUGGCAUGUGCAUGUGCGACACAGGCUACGAGGGCGAGGACUGUGGCACUCGCAGCUGCCCAGGAGGUUGCCGAGGCCGCGGCCAGUGCCUGGACGGGCGCUGUGUAUGCGACGAUGGCUACUCAGGCGAGGACUGCGGCAUGAGGCAGUGCCCGCGCGACUGCAGUCAGCAUGGCGUGUGCCAGGACGGUGUGUGCGCCUGUUGGGAGGGCUACGCGGGCGAGGACUGCGGCCUCCGUACCUGCCCCUCCAACUGCCAUGGGCGUGGCCGCUGUGAGGAGGGACACUGCGUGUGCGACUCAGGCUACACUGGCCCCUCCUGCGCCACCCGCACCUGCCUGGCGGACUGCCGAGGCCGUGGGCGCUGUGUGCAGGGAGUGUGUGUGUGCUACGCGGGCUAUAGCGGCAAGGACUGUGGGCAAGAAGAGCCCCCCGCCAGCGCCUGCCCUGGGGGGUGUGGGCCCCGGGAACUAUGCCGCUCAGGCCAGUGUGUAUGUGUUGAGGGCUACCGAGGCCCAGACUGUGCCAUCCAAACGUGCCCUGCGGACUGCCGUGGCCGUGGAGAAUGUCGUGACGGCAGCUGCGUCUGCCAAGACGGCUAUGCAGGGGAGGACUGUGGGGAAGGUGAGGAGACAUAA